Molecule: messenger RNA, 1090 nt
Organism: Talaromyces proteolyticus
Lineage: Eukaryota; Fungi; Ascomycota; Eurotiomycetes; Eurotiales; Trichocomaceae
Exons: 3
Coding region: 309-719 (136 amino acids)
Molecular function (GO): oxidoreductase activity
Source: RefSeq, a predicted model, not a curated record
GUUCGGAUGCACAGAUGCUAGUCCUUACUACUAACAAUGCCGCUGAGAGGUUGACAGGCGGUAGUAGUAGCUAGCUGAGACCGAUUUAUUUUGUAGUAUGCUAUCCUACGUACCGGCGUCAACAUAGGCACCUGGACGGUUCUAUACGGGGAAUUGAGGGAUCACGGACUCAUUAUCUCACAACCAACAGGUGAACCGGUGUUUAUAUUUAUGCGCCGAUUAGUCCUGGACACUAAGGAAAGGGUGACGUAAGGCAAACAAAGAUAAACUCCUACUUACCUCACUAUACCCACCACGAGACCGGCAGGAUGGCCGACAAACCAGUGAAAUUCGCAAUCACCCACUAUCGCUUACCGAAACACUCACACGAGGACUUCAUCAAGUGGAUUGUCGAGGUGCACAUUCCAAAAGCUAUUCCGGUCUUUAGGAAGUACGGGGUCAUUGAUUAUACGCUCUUCGUUACGCCGCCUGCUCUCAGUGACUUUAUGAAUCAGCGAGUCCAAGGUAGCCGACCAACCUGGGAUGUUGCGGACUACGACUGUGUUAUUGAGUACAUUUUCCCUAGCAUAGACGUCAUAGACAAGAUCAUGCCGGAUCCAGAGUGGUUGGAAGCGUGCGCUGACCAGUUCGACUGGGUUGAUGUCCCGAAGGCCUUGGUGUCGCUGGGAUAUGCAACCACGUACUUUCAAAAGGGAGAGGCUGUGGUCUUGCCAAAGUGAUGAAUUUUCGAAAAAUAUUUCCAAAGUUUCCGGGGAAUAUAUGCUGUUGGGCAGAGCAUACUCAACCUUGGAUACUCGACUACGUUGUAGCUAGCAUUUGAGAAUGAAAAAAUUUAUAUGACCCGCACAUUUCCUUGAGACUGAUACUCAGUAACAUAUAAAGCUCGCGAGCUGGGAGAAGACUCAUCAGUGCGCGGUAUUGCGAAUUAAAAAGACAGCCACAAAGGAGUUUGAAGUGGUAGGGAAGAGGGGUAGAAUUGGCUAGAUUUACACAGUGCAUAAAAGCCUAGCAGGAUGAAAGGAACUAAGGACACCUCUGUCUGAACUCCAACAACGGGUCUGGAAGCGCUGGGACAGAUGCAAGAUGCAAG